CCCUAACUGGGUGCGUUUAGGAGAACUUGAUUAUGUUUCAAAUAUGGAUGAUGCUUUGCCGCAAGAUAUUGAAAUCAAAAAUUUUAUACCUCAUCCUCAAUAUCGCGCUACUAAACGGACGCGCUACCAUGAUAUUGCUUUGAUUGAAUUGGCAAAAGAGGCAACCUUUAACGAUUACGUACGUCCUGCCUGUCUACCUCUAGUAGAUGACAAUGAUUUCCAACAAUUUCUGUCUGCCGGCUGGGGUUAUCCUCCAUCAGAACCUUCAUCCCAUUUACAUAGGGUGCAACUAAAUCGCCUUGAUUUCGACAAAUGUUUUGAAAAAGUCACACGGGAAGACUAUGAAGAAGGUAUUAACAAUCGUACAAAUAUGUGUGUGAUCCCUUCUACUGACGACAUUGGCAAUUGCGCUGGAGAUGGCGGUGGUCCCGUUUUCGUUACCCAUCCAGAGUAUCCCUGUCAAUUUCUCAUAGUCGGCAUUGUGUCACACAGUGAACGCGUUUGCGGAACAAAAGACAAUCCAGCUAUUUGCACCAGAGUCAAACUAUAUAUUGAUUGGAUACAACGUAUCGUUUGGAAUUGA
Glossina fuscipes is the source of this 583-nucleotide messenger RNA. Its product is annotated as phenoloxidase-activating factor 3-like. Lineage: Eukaryota; Metazoa; Arthropoda; Insecta; Diptera; Glossinidae. Gene Ontology annotation, biological process: proteolysis. The transcript has a single exon. Gene Ontology annotation, molecular function: serine-type endopeptidase activity. Bases 44 to 583 code for a protein of 179 amino acids. The record is from RefSeq and is a predicted model, not a curated record.